AUGACAGCUACAGAGUUGGUUCUGAUUUCCCUCCUUUUUUUUCUCGAAGUUAAGGGAGACUGUCCUUCAGAAACCUGUCAGAAGAUCUCUCUUAAUGUGCAUCAAGAUUCUGAGCAAGACACAGAGUUUGCUGGCCAUGUUUUUCACAAUUCCAUCACGUUAAACCCAGUUCAAUGUUAUAUGUGGUGCAUACGCGACUGCCGAUGUUUGUCGAUAAACUACAAGGAAAAUCCACAGAAUGACACCAAGUAUUGCGAGUUGAAUGAAGGAAAUCAUUUCAUCAGCAAAAGUUCAUUGGUAAAGUCUUCAGGCUCAAGAUAUUUUGCUUUACGCAAAGAACGCAGUAAAGUUAAGGUACGAAUGGGGAAGCGCUUAUUAACUGAUACAAAGGACCGUCCUUUUUUAUUGAUGAAAACUGAGAGAAUCACACUAAUGGAUAGGCCAAAUGAGUUUAUUCUGUCAAUUUGAUUCCUACUGAAAUUUCAAACUAUAUCUGUCUCUUCAUAAGAGGGCUUUUAUGUUUACCCCAUACUCUGUUUCAUUAUUAAAUUUCCUGAAAAGGAUAUGCAGUGAACUUUGUAACUUGCCGAGGAAUAUAUCGGCGAUACCCGUUAAAUAAAAACUUUAGGCGCAUAUUAUUUGACUAAAAAACAAUCUCCUAGCUAAAGGUAAACAGUCAGAUAUUGCGGGUGAAAAUCCUACUUUUUUUCUCAUUAAUAAAUUCAGCGUAAACCUUUUCGACUUUGAUUAUUUACGAAGUAUUCAUUUCAGUUCGAAAAGUUGGACGAUUGAAUUUAAACUUGCAUUCUAUUUCUCAGCCAUUUUCUUUUUUGCAAGGGAAUAAUCUUUACUCGGCUUAUAGGCUCCUAAAGUUCUGAUGCUUGCAAAAAACCAAUUAAAAUAAAUACUUUCUGCAAUAGAUUAUUGCUUUCAGAUUGUAUCGUGCCAUGACCUAGCAAGUAUAAUUAAAUUAAAGCGGCCCACCGGUUUGAAUUAGAUUGCAGGUGUCUACUCUUAUUUAUAUCCAUCCAAUGAAUGUCAUAAAAGGGCAGGCGAGAAAUCCGAAAAAUUGCUAUACUAUCUGUUUGAAAUCCACCAAAACUAAAGCUAAAGGAGUUCUGACAUAAAACGCCUAAAUAAAACGUUUUCAAAUAAUUAGGAAUAGUAACAGAACCGAGUGGAGUCCAAUUCGGUCUGUAAUCGUACGAGUAAAUAACAAAAUCGAACGGUCGCGCAGGGGGAGUCCGAUUUGAUAACUACGAGUAUGAUUAUUAUGAGUGACGUGCAAUUCGGUCUGAAAUUAUAUGCGUGGUUUGAAAUCAUAGGUAUGAUUUCAGAUCAAAAUUGCACGCCACGAAGUUCAGUUACCACUCAGUAUUACAUUCAUUUUGAAAUCGCAAAAUUCAGUCGCUCGCAUGCAGGAUUUUUUAUUUUGUACAAAUGUUUUAUUGAUCUAGUAGCGAGCUGGUUCGAAGAAGUUGCAAAUUUGUUUUUCAUUUUCAUGCCAUUUUUAUUGUUUGUUUUUAAACAAGCAACUGUUUGUUUUAUCUUAGUAAAGCGUCCUCAUCGGCUAAGAAAAAGAUGAAAGUUAGAGCAAAAAAUUGUGCGAUUCGUGAAUAAAUCGCACCAAUGAAAGGCAAUGAUAUUACAAGGAUCACCAGUGAUUUCAAAAGGGAUGGGCCCGAUGUCAUGUGUUCGGGAAAUUUCUUAAUCCUGGCUACGUUCCAAAGGCUAAGAGCAUUGAAUAUGGAAAAACGUAGGAUUGUAUGAUCCUUUUUCUUACCGGUAAAACUCAUCUAAUGAAAUCAAUUUUCGUUCAAUUUUUCGUUGAAGACCCAAAGCAUCAUUUCUUCAUGCGCUUAUGACGUCACGUGUAUCAACGGCUGCUGCAGGAACAAUCCGUGUCUCAAUGGAGGAACCUGCACUGAAAUCUGUGAGCCCACCAGUGUUCGGUACAACUGCUCCUGUCCUGUUCCGUUUGCUGGAAAACACUGCGAGAUUCGGCAGAAAAGAAGCUGUCAGGAUUACAAGGCAGCCGGGUCCAUCGCCUCUGGAUUGUACACAGUUAGCGAUGACAAUAAUCAAACCUUCCAGGUGUUCUGUGAUUUUGAUUCAGAGCCUGGACUCGCUUGGAACCUGAUUGAGUCCUUUAGUUUAUCUAACAAACAUCGUUUUCAGGUAUUUGCAUUCUCUUUGAAUCUUUUAUAAAUAUCUAAUCUAAGUAGAAAGAACAUUCAGCAGUGGAUGUGAAUUACAUUCAUCCUCAUUUUGUUUCUAUGAUAUUCUUGUUUCAUAAACGACAAUUUUGACAACGGUGGAAAGUCUUCCCUAACUUUAAUUAACGUCCUAUGUCUAUAGAAAAAAAUCGUGUUUUACGACAACUACACAGCCAUCAGCGGUGAUGCCCCAAAUUGGCAGGCCUACCUUAUCGAACGACCGUACCUCCUUUGGCUCAGAAAUCGCUCGACUCAAUGGAGAGCUACUUGCCGAUACAACACAGAUGGCACCGUAUAUACAGAUUACCUGAGAGCCUCACUUGAAGACUUUGACAUCGUCAGAGACGUACCCACAAAAAUACAGACCUGUCGACCGUACGAAUAUGUCAACAUUCGAGGAAAUGAGUGUUUGAAUUGCACUACGGCAACAUGGUAUAAGAAAGGAAGCUACCCUUUCCACAUAGACAGUUCCUGUACCAGUUGUGGCUGUGAUUUCGAUGGGAUAAAAACAGACGUGGCCAUUUCAAGCGAGGACAACUUUGGAUAUUACUCUAGUACAAAUCCCAAAUUCCGUUGUACCUCAAACCCAGCAGAUACGACUCAGUUCUGGAUCGGAGGCAAAUAGUAGGGUGACCAAACAGUAGAAACUGGAUGGGGCUCAUUACUUAGCUUUUGGUGGCAGACCCUGGCAGUCAACAACUUUUUUUUGUCAUGAAUUUAAUCUUCAAGUUACGAGACAGUGUAAAAAAAAAUAUAUAGUAGAUGGGGCAAGGUUAAGAGAAACCUCAGGGUUUUUACAUGAUUGUGUCCCCCUAGCAGAUAUCAAGGUCAAACAGUAAUGUAUCAAUGAAAGAGUCUUUGAAACCACUAGGGUUUAAAUUCAGUUCUAAAUACAUUCAAUUUCUGAAUGGAGCUUGAAAGAAAGGUUAAACGUGUCCAGGAAAGGCUAUGGCUAAGGCAUAGAUCCAUUAAGGCGUAUUUAAUUAAAAUAGUGCUGUAUUACAUAGUUAACUUGAAACCCCUCGGUUAACAUUGAUGACGAAUUUAAUAUCAUCCACUAUCUAUAAUUUUGGAGUUAUUUAAAUUAACAGUCAGCCUCUAUGUUAUGAAAAGUGUGUCUAGAAUUCUAAAACAUUCUAAUUUUUUGUUCUAUGUGAUUAAUUUCGUAACGUGGUUCUCUUCUGAGUAUUAAUUGCAUUAAUGCUUAUUGUUAGUUCUGCUUUUGUGUUGUAAAUAGUUUCUAGCUAGUUCGUUAUGUGAUGCAUUUGAUACGUGGCAUUUUGAAAUUUGUGUGAGAAUAAGAAUAGAUGUUAGAAGUUGUAUAAAAUAAACUUUUUCUCGUUUUUACCGUAAGUGUCGACCAGUUUUAUCUUACAUCUUCGAAUUCAAUCAGCACACUCUACAAAUUAUACUUGAGCCAGCGUUGAAAUUCAUCUAAGAUAUUGAUAAAUAAUUAUUAAAAAUGAUAAAUUCUGAGCCAGAUAUUGAAAUAAAGAAAUAUACUAUUAAUUUUUUCAUGAGCUGGGGAAAACACAGAAUCCACCAUGAGAAAUCGUAUUUGCCCUUCAAAGCAUUACCACGGAGCCUCAGGGAAUGAGGUGACAAGUUUGGAGUGGAGGAUACUGACGCGUCCUGCUCACUGCUACGAUCAGCUUCGGAGGCCUUGUUUCGGAAUAAAUAUAUUAAGAAAUGUAGUGGUAAAUGCUUAGUAAAUGGGGAAAGAAAGUACUCGUUUUUUCAUUGGCGUUGUAAAAAGGAAAAAAUCUAAAGCACGUAACAUUACGAAAAAUUUUUUCUGAGUGUUGAAAGCACAUCGAUUUUCCCUUCAUCCGAUCAAAAUUGUAAAAAAAUUCCUUUUAUUGCUGGAGUAACGUAAACCGCGUAAACGUAAAUUUCAGAAGUUAAAAAACAGAAUUAAAAAACUGUGACUUUUGAGCUCCGUCGCAAAUAAAAUAAAUGUGCUAUUCAUUUUUUCACGAGCUUAGGAAAAUACAGAAUCCACCAUAAGAAAUUGCAUUUGCGCUUCGAAGUUUUACGUCUUAGCUUUAGAGAAUGUGAUGGAAAGUUUGGCUAUUAUUAUGUUCACAUGUGAUACUGAUGCCUUCAGCUCACUGUCAGCAUUAGCUUCAAAAACUAUGUGCGAAUAAAUAGAUUAAGGAAUAAAGGCAGUGGUAUAUGUCUAGUGAAUAGGGAAGAUGUCGCUCGUUUUGUCACGUGCUUCGUACAAAGUGUUCAAGGUACAGCAGCUAAAAUCAAUUUUCUCUUCACCCCGUAAACAUUGUAAUGGCAAUUAUAGUUUAGGUGUUGUAAUAACGUAAAGCUUGUGGAUAGAACAAUUUUCAUUUAAAAGCGCAAGCAAUCCAAAUUGCAAUUGGUAUCUGCAUGAGCUUACUUUACCUCGUUCAAUGAAGAAAACUUUGGGCACUUUGCAGGGUUUCCUUAAAAGUUCACAAAAAAGUUCCUUAAAAGCUGACCAAAUAGUGUUAGUAAGAGCGAGGUACAGCCGAGCACAAUGACUUAUCAAUAGCUCGAACCCGGACCUCUCGAUCUGGAGCACAUUGCACUCACCACAAGACAAGACGGUAAAAUGUAAAUAUUUAACUUACUUUUUUUUGUUUACCUUUAAUGUGAUUGUUUUCUUUAUUCUAGCCCAGAAUUAUUUCUGUACAUUUGACUGGUUUAAGGAGGGCUAAAUAAGCGAAGUUGGACACAAGGGUGCAUCUUGGCUUCACCAGCAGAAAACUUCGAGGGUUCGCCCAAGGAAGUUUUAAUUCAAAGGGCGGGGUAAGCUUCUUUCCACCGUAAGGGGUUUCUCGUUAUGUUUUAUAAUUUACUUUAUAACCCAGUUGAUAACACCAAGUUAUCUCGAGAUUUCAGUAGUAUGUUACGAACUGAUAACCUCUAGAUCAAAUAUCGGGGAGAGGUUUCCUAAACCAUUUCCUCUUUUUGAGAAAUAUUUAAUAGCUUAGGAUGGUCAGUAUUUUAUUGAAGAGACGAAAAUGGGGUGUGGUGAAAUGAUACGAGAAACGGAAUUCCUAGGAUGGAUUGGGGAAAAAUUCCGCCUCGCUUCUUUCCAAGCCGAGCUUUUCUGUCAAAAGAUGAAAGAAGUAACAACUCACAAUGGUUUAAUUUUCCACUUCCAAAGAACUUUUAAUGUCUUGUCACGUAUAUGUGGCAUACUAUGAUGCAAAUAACAAUUCAAGUCAUAACUAAGUUCUAUACUUAUGAAUAAGUUCUUGGUAAAAGCGGGAUUAAACUCACGACUCGGUCUAACAUGCAUGGGAUUGAUACUAAACAAUAUGCUAAUGAAACCAUAAAUGUCUGCAUAAGUAAUCCGCCUUUGGGUAAACAUUCAGCACAGCAUGUUGAAGAGAUAAUCUGAGUUUAAACGUUUGACAAAGGUACAGAAUUAAAACAUAAUGCUUCGUACAUUUCAUAGAAUGCCAAAAUUUACAUUUAGCAUCGAUAACCUGCAUGUGUAAAAGGGAAAGCAGAUGAAAUUAAAGCGAGCUGAACGGCGCUAAAUAAGCUCAGAAAAGCUUACAAGAUACAAAGCAACAAACACAAUGGUUUAAUUUAGUGUUAUCAACUCAGUUGAUAACGUAAAUUAAAGAGUCUAAAAGCUGACGUUUCGAGCGUUAAUCCUACAUCAGAGCGAUUGGAGGAAUUGUGAGUUGUAUGUGGGUUUUAUAUGCAGAAAAUGGAGCUACGUUAUUGGUGUACAAAAAUAUGGUGACAAAACAGUGGCAAGUUUGUUUUUGUUCAAAACUAGCUCGCAGUUUUAAACUUAAAAUGUGAUUGUCUAUUCUCAUACAAAUCCUCUUAAGAGAGUAUACACUCUAUCUUCGAUAUUUCACCCAUUGCACAACAUAGGCACAAUUGCACAUUUACGGUGGCUUAUUAUGCGAACUUGGGUUACCUGUGACAUAACAUAACAAUCUAAAUGGUAUCCUUUAGCAGUUUUUAUCAUCUAUCUUGUGAGGUGUACAAAAAGCAAUUGUCAAUAUAUGAAAUGACUCCGCAACAUAGGUUCUUUGAUGUUAAAAUUACUUGUCUCCAAUCCAGAAUUGAGUCGUGGCAUUUAAGCUUGAAGUACAACGGAAUUUAAGAUUUUCAAUUCCUUACAAACCAAAUUUGUCCGCAUACGAGAUUACAUUACCGGACCCAUUGCCGUUUAAAUCGCAAAAAAUAUUUAAAUAACUGUCUAUGUGAAAAGGGAAAAUCCCUUUUUUAUAGUAUGUUGCUGCUGUGCAAUUUACACACAUAUUUGCCCGGAUGUUGACAUAUUCGUACGGUCGACAGAUAUCUACAACCGUGGGUACGUCUCUGAUGACAGCAUAGUCUUCAAGCGAGGCUCUUAGGUAAUCCGUAUACGCUUUGCUGGCUAUAGUGUACUGACAAGUAGCUCUCUGAUGAGUCGAGUGAUCUCUGAGCCAAAGGAGGUAGGGUCGUUUGACGAGAUACGCCUGCCAAUUUGGGGCGUCACCGCUGAUGGUUUGGCAAAUCAUUGUUAAACACAAUUUCACUCCGUUGACAGAGAGCGUCGAUUAAGUUAGAUUAUUAUUAUUAUUAUUAUUAUUAUUAUUAUUAGGAAGGCUUAUAUGAUAAACCUACUGUCUAUUUAACAAUAGGCCAUUUUACAGUUGUGUGCUUAGUUGCUAAGCCUUUGAUUUGGAGUGAGGCUAAAGAUGACCAUGAUAACAAAGUAAUUUGCAUUUGAAAAGCAACAAGGUUUGUAUCAUAACAAGGUCAACCUUAGCCUCACUCCUGUUCAAAGGCCUGGCAACCAAGCACAAAGUCUGUUUUAAAACAGGAACGCAGUUAAGGGUUUCAAUAACUGUCUCGAGGUGUCCUAACCUCUAGCGUGGGUAGCCGGAUAAGGCUGUGAAAACACGAAGAAGUAUUCUAUCGCUCAAAUCAAAAACUCAACAAAAGAAAAGGGGAGCCACAUCACUCUGCACCUGUUCAAGUCCACGAUAUAACAAUACCAUUGCAGUAGCCUUUCCCAGUGAAGAGGAAAAUUUACUCAAGGUUCCUAGGCUAAGGCAAUUCUCUUUUCCAAUUCAUUUUUAAUGGUUUUUUCUAAAAUGACAGAAAAAGCAGAGGGUUUUUCCCCGUGUAUCGUCUUAUGAGCUCGUUUUAAAUUUCAUUAGGAAAAGAGUGAACAGGCUCUGAAUAAAGUUGAUAUCAUUAAUACGAGUUCAAAAUUAAAAUGAAUUGAUAGGAAAACACAUGAAAAUUUCCCUAGCUCUCGAUGAUAUACCGUACGUAGGUUGUAAUUACGGCAUCUUGGAGAACAUUUAAGGGAGAUCUCGGAUGUUAGUGAAAUAGCUUGCCUUUGUUGAACUCGCAUUAUUUCAUGUCGUUCUUUUCCUUGUAGUUUUAAAGAUAAACAUCGACAGUCGUGUAUACACCGUAAGUAGCAAUGAACUGGGUUUGAAGUCACAGAAUAGAGGAAAAGAUGGCUAACAAGCUCUUCGUCUCGCAUUGCAUCCCCAUAAACAUUAAAGGGAUGUGUUUGACAAAACUCCCGUAUCGCAGUUGCCUUUGGCUUCUGUAAAUGUCCCAAAAAGCUGAAGACUGGUUAGAAACUGAAUUAAACGCUUAGCCGUGAUCAUUCUAACUUGUAUUUUCAGCCUGUUUCGUUGGGAUGAUGUGGAGCCAUAUCGCACCUGAAGCUACUAAGCAAUGGAGACACGUAGAAGUCUAAUUUGAUCGAAGAAUUUCUAAUAAUUGGUUUGCGCGAAAUGGUAUGAAGAGGAACAGUUCAAAAUACCAGACGAUGGUGUUGGGAAAAAAUAAAGGAACUGACGAUGAGCCAGUGUUCAGGUGUGAUGAGUCACAACUUCCCAUAUCCAACACAAUGGAACCUCUUGGCGUAACAAUUAAUGACAAAUGAAAUUUCGAAAAGCAUAUCGCUAAAAUAUGUAGAAAAGUCAGUAAACAGAUCACUGUAUUUAAAAAAAAUACAGAAACUGUUACCUUUUGAGACUAGAAGGGAUCUUUAUAAAGCUUUCAUUCUACCACACUUUAAUUACUGUUCCAUCACGUGGCACUACUGUAAUAAGAAAUCAGCUGACAAGCUAGAGAUGGUGAAAAAAAAUAUAUAAACCGAAUCAUUUUCCUGCCUCAUUUCUUCAAGUUGCCAUCCAAUUAUCAUUCUGGCAAGUUAUGAACAAGUUAUAGGUUAUCAACGGCAAGUCUUGAAACUAAACUGUAUCUUCCUCUGACAAGUGCUUUUUAUUUGUUUAUAUAUUUUUUUUCUUGGGUUGUAGGUGGAUAUCGUCUUAUUCUGAAAAUAAAAUAAACUCAUCUCGACACUUGGUCGCCUUGUCGAGGUCCUAUUUGAGUUACAAUGGAAUUUGGGAUGUGUAGUAUAGAAAUUUCCAAAGUUGCCUUCGUUAGGUAUAGCCAGAUUCAACUACUUCCAUAAAAGUCGCAAGGUAUAUCAAUUUGGGUGAUGAAUUUGAUUACAGCUAGCAGAAAAGAGAAAAUGUCGGUGAUCUGAUUCAAGAAGCGCUGGACGCACUCGGGCGGCGUGGAGGUCCAGAUGCGUUUAUUAACAUCAAAUAUAUGGUGCCAAUCUAUGAAUCCUGCAUGUUGAAUUAACUCUGGGAAAUUCUGAACAGUUCGCCUUGCUUAUUUAGUGGGACAUGGUCGACUAGCGAUUUCAGAAAUUUUUGAAGGAUAAUCAGAUUUCAGAAUUAAUACAAUUUUUUUGUCAGAAACUUUAUGUUACAACCGACGUAUCCUUUUUGUUUUAGUCAUCUUCCUCGUUUGAUUAUGUUCCAACCACUCAUAUAUUCUUAAUAAAUAUCUUGUCGAUACUUUCAGAACCUCAUAUUGUACAUAAAGAAUAAUUUUAUCGUUUUUGAUUGAUCAUGUAGGCUUCCAGGUGCAUGUACGUGUAGAAGAAUUUUUUUCUCUGAGGAAGUAAAUGUUACGAUCAACUAAUUUGGACUGCUUGAAUUUGUUUUGUUUUAUCAUGCUCAGAAAUGCCUCGCCUUAUCUGCAUUCCUGGGUAACAAAUGAUCCGUUAAAAUCUUAAUAUACAAAUCAAAAACACAAGGGCAUAAGCACUUGUUUCUUAAGAAUAAUUGCUUAACUCUUGGAAUAAACUCAAAUAGCAAUUACAUGUACAUACAGUCAAACCUGUAUUGGAAGGCACUAUUAAUAUUUAGUGGUCACCCUGUGCUAAGAGGUCGAUGGUCAAAGUCCUGGAUUUGUUUCCUUUUAUCACUGUAAUUUCCUCCUCUAUUAAGUGGUCCUAGUCACCUUUGAGUGAGAAAACUGCAUGUUUGUAUUGUCUUCCACCUGUAUUGAAUGGUAACUUAGAGUGAAACCACUAAAAAAAACACUAAGAUAAUGUUUCAAGUAAAACUGAAUAACUUUAUUUCUCCCAAAAUCAAAGUUUUGUAUUGUUUUGUCUUCCACCUGUUUUGAAUGGUCACUUAAUUAAAGCACAACGACUCAAAUAGGACUGUGAAUAAUGUUUCAAGUAAAACUGAACUCAUAUUUCUCUCGCAAAAUGAAAGAAAGUAGUGUUUGUGAGUGAGGUUUUGUGCAUUAAGUGGUCAAUUAUGGCAUAAAAGGGCAGCUUUUAUCGUUUUUUAUAUUAUCCCUGUUCUGUGGAACCUUUCUUAAGUCUUAAACUCCCAGAAGUGAUUAACAUGUAACUUCUCCCUAUAUUAUCAAUACAUUACCCAGCAAACAAGUGUCAAACUUAUCAGGUACAAGAUAUCAUCUUGAUUAAACACCAAAUUCUCGUAACCAAUUUACAAGAAAAUGUGUAACAGCAAGAGGAGAGAAUUAACAAUCAGAUCCGGGAUUGAUCAGAUCAGGGUUAAGCGGCAAAACUGUAUCAAGCCGUCAACCCACCGUUCCCUGCUUGGGGUUUGACUUUUCAUGAAAGUACGGUUCAGCACAAAAAAAUAAAUAACAGCUUUCUUCCAAGACCAUUCUCUAAAUUUCUUAUCCUUCUUGUUCUCAGUUAACUUAUUGUCCCAGCCUAAUGUGUUACAGCAAUAAAAAACCUUCUUUUCUCUAUUGGGGAAAAAUUUAUAUUUCAAAGCUAACUCAGUUAAUUUAUUACUUAUUGUUAAUCCAUUAUUGUCUCAGCCUCUUCACCAUAAUGGGGGAAAAUUUCUAUUUUAAGGCUUACCGCUUAGAAUCAUAUUCUUCCUAUUUUUGAGAAGUUAGGCAAUAAGUGAAAUUGGUCAAAAUUCAAGGAAAAUAGCGUGUGUAUUACAGUCUAGGAAAAAAAGAUUUUUAACUUGUGGUAUAUUGAAGGAAUUCAAGGCUCACUGAAGUGUUAAUUUCAAUUAUUCAUGCAAAUUAAGUUCACUCAGCGGGAGGAAAUUGGCAAAGCACUGGUCUUUUCUUUUUCUAAUUUUUUUAAUACAACAUCUUCCCAAUGCUUCCUCCAUGCUAUGCUGUUAUGAUGUUAUGAAAACAAUUAAAAUAUUUUCCAGAACUUGAAAUGUUUUGAAAAUGUUAGGCCUACUAAGGGCAAUUUACUGCAAGAAAAAAAAAAUAAUUGUGUAAAAAAAAACUUGUAUUUUGCGCACAGACAUGUUUAUUCAUUCAGCAAUAAGCUAUAGGUUACAUUAAAAAAAUCUGCUUCGACUGAUUAAAUUGGUUAAUUUAAGAGGCCGGUUGAAAUGUCAUUUCAGCCGUGGAAACAGUGGUAAAUGUCAAAAAAGGGAUGCAUUGAUGCCUAAAUGAGCUUAAUGGCUGAUUUCACCGGGAUAUAUUUCUAAUCACCUUUAAUCUGUAUUUCUAGACCUUAAACGCAUUUCGAAAGAAAGUAGGCAAGCAUCAAAAGGAAACAGCCACCGUAAUAUCGCGCGGUAUUUCCUGGGAUGUAUUUGUUACGUUCUUAACCAACUUAAUUAUUUACGUGCCUCUGGCAAACAUUUACCAUUUUCCAUUUGUAAGUUAUUUUGGCUAUAAUUAAUGGUUUCGUUUGCAGUCAAUACAGAAUCGUUAGGCAAUCGAAUUGUCAGUCAGUGGAAGCAGAAUGUCGAUAAAUGUGAAGGUACGCUUUUUGCCUGGGUAAUUUACGUUUUAGUAAAAUCGUUAAUAAAACAGCGAUCAGACUAGGAAGAAAGAAAGACUUUGUAGCCGAGACUUUGACACUAAGAAAAAUGUGCGCACAGAAGUUGGGGUAUGAGUUACUCUCCCUAAGAUAAAGGACAGGUGGGAUGGGAAUCAUCCACUUGCCUUCUUCGUCUCCUGAGACACUCGAAGUGCUGUUCCAAAACCGAAAAUAUCCACCAAAUGUUAUGUUCACAAACCCUUGUGCUUAAUGGAUUUUUUAAUGAAGUAAAAACCACUUUGUAUUCUUUAAAAAUGUCAGAAGUCACUAAAAAAACGAAUCCGAAGAUUGAUUACUACCGUGCAUUACUGACGUUAACUGCUAAAAUACAAACAGAGUUGCAUUCGAUGUCAAAACCAACUAACUGAAAUAUUUGAUUCUAAACAGUACUUUUAAAAGGUUGAGCCUCCAGCAAGACAAGGUUGUUAUAUCAGAUGCCAAACAAGACCACUGAACACUGCUAACAGCUCACUUGUAGAUCCUCCUUACUUCUCCAGCUGUAUAUCAAAAAUAAUUUUUUAGAUGAAGACUCGAGACGUCAGAGGGUGUAAUUCCAUCAGCGCUAACCAAUCAGUGAAAAGGCCUGACAAUAUCUAUCUGUCCGAUUCCGUCAAAUGAGUUACGUAAAAAUAUUAUUGUAAGCUUUAACGCGGUGCAGAUGUACAGCACAGAUAUGACAGCUGCAGAGUUGGUUUUAAUUUCCCUCCUUUAUCUUCUCGAAGUUAAGGGAGGCUGUCCUUCAGAGACUUGUCAGAAGAUUUCUCUUAAUGUGCAUCAAGAUUCUGAGCAAGACAGAGAGUUUGUUGGCCAUGUUUUUCACAAUUCCAUUACGUUAAACCCAGUUCAAUGUUAUAUGUGGUGCAUACGCGACUGCCGAUGUUUGUCGAUAAACUACAAGGAAAAUCCACAGAAUGACACCAAGUAUUGCGAGUUGAAUGAAGGAAAUCAUUUCAUCAUCAAAAGUUCAUUGGUAAAGUCUUCAGGCUCAAGAUAUUUUGCUUUACGCAAGGAAUACAGUAAAGUUAAGGUACGAAUCAGGUAUACGUGGUAGCGCUUUUUAACUGAUACAAAGGACCGUCCUUUUUUAUUGAUGAAAACUGAGAGAAUCACACUAAUGGAUAGGCCAAAUGAGUUUAUUCGGUCAAUUUGAUUCCUAAAUGAGUAAGAAUAAAUUUAGCGUAAACCUUUUCAACAUUGAUUAUUAAGAUGUAUUCAUUUUCAGUUCGAAAAGUUGGACAGUUGAUUCUAAAUUUGCACCCUGUUUCUCAGCCAUUUUUUUUUUCAAUGGAAUAGCUAUAUCCUGUACUUGGCCUAAGCUUGUAAAGUUGUGCAUACUGUGGCAUAGCUGUCAAGGUGUGUCAUACUUGUGAAGAUGUCAUGUACUUGUCAAAUAGUUGUGACAAUGUCAUUAAAUAUGCUAAUGUCGAGACGAUAUUUAUGGCGAGGCGUGCACCGAAUACGGGACUUGUGUGCAUAGGUUAUAUGUCGUAGGUUGUCUUGCAAUUUUGUGGAUACCACACAUACUUGCAUACCUUUUUAGCUUGUACACAUGUUUUGUCGAUCCUGUAACGAACAGGUUUGAAGAAAGUUGCAAAUUUGUUCUUCAUUUUCAUUGGUCUUCAAUUGUUUGUUUUAUCUUAGUAAAGCUUCCUCGUUGACUAAGAGCAGAGAAUGGUGUGAUUCGUGAAGAAAUCGCCCCAAUGCGAGCCAAUCUGAUUACAAGGAUCACCUGGAUUUCAAAAGUGUAUGCAAUGAAUAAUAAUAUAGUGGGUCUGAUAUCAUGUGUUCGGGAAAGUUUUAGUCUUGGCUACGUUCCAAAGGCUAAGAGUAUUGAAUAUGAAAAAACGUAGGAUUGUAUGAUCCUUUUUCUUAUCGGUGAAACUCAUCUAAUGAAAUCAAUUUUCGUUCAAUUUAUUGUUGAAGACCCAAAGUAUCAUUUCUUCAUGCGCUUAUGACGUCACGUGUACCAACGGCUGCUGCAGGAACAAUCCGUGUCUCAAUGGAGGAACCUGCACCGAGAUCUGUGAACCCACCAGUGUUCGGUACAACUGCUCCUGUCCUGCACCGUUUGUUGGGAAACACUGCGAGAUUCAGCAGAAGAGAAGCUGUCAGGAUUACGAAGCAGCCGGGUCCACUGCCUCUGGAUUGUACACAAUUAACAAUGAUAAUAAUCAAACCUUUCAGGUGUUCUGUGAUUUUGAUUCAGAGCCUGGACUCGCUUGGAACCUGAUUGAGUCCUUUAGUUUAUCCAACAAACAUCGCUUUCAGGUAUUUGCAUUCUCUUUAAAUCUUUCAUAAAUAUUUAAUCUUGGACGAAAGCACAUUCAGCGGUGAAUACAAAAUACAUUCGUCCUCAUUUUGUUUCUAUAAUUUUCUUGAUUCAUAAGCAACAGUUUCGAUAACGAUGGAAAGUCUUCACUAACUUUAAUUUACGUCCACUGACUAUACAGCAGAAUAUCGUGUUUUACGACGAAUACCAAGCCAUCAGCGGUGACAAUCCAAAUUGGCAGGCCUACCUGAUUGAGAGACCUUACCUCCUUUGGCUCAGAGAUCAUUCGACUCACUGGAGAGCUACUUGCCGAUACGACACAGAUGGCACCGUAUAUACAGAUUACCUGAGGGCCUCACUUGAAGACUUUGACAUCAUCAGAGACGUGCCCACAAAAAUACAGACCUGUCGACCGUACGAAUAUGUCAACAUUCGAGGAAAUGAGUGUGUGGAUUGCACUACAGCAACAUGGUAUAAGAAAGGAAUUCUCCCGUUUCAUAUAGACAGUUCCUGUACUAGUUGUGGCUGUGAUUUCGAUGGGAUAAAAACAGACGUGGCCAUUCCAAGCGAGGACAACUUUGGAUAUUACUUUAGUACAAAUCCCAGAUUCCGUUGUACCUCAAACCCAGCAGAUACGACUCAGUUCUGGAUCGGCGGCAGAUAG
Messenger RNA from Pocillopora meandrina, 14246 nucleotides. The record is from the annotation of a GenBank genome assembly. Lineage: Eukaryota; Metazoa; Cnidaria; Anthozoa; Scleractinia; Pocilloporidae.